Molecule: messenger RNA, 2348 nt
Organism: Durusdinium trenchii
Lineage: Eukaryota; Dinophyceae; Suessiales; Symbiodiniaceae
Source: the annotation of a GenBank genome assembly
AGAUUUGGCCCACCGUGUCCGACCUCGCCACCACCGUCGACUGGCCAUGCACCAUGCGCGCGAUGGACGCAACGCUGCUCGUGGGCGUCGAAGGCACCAGGGCGUGGAGCUGUCCGCAGCGGCGGGUGAUCGUGGGGCCGAUGGUCUUCACCAGCGACUUCGAUAGCGGCAACAUGGGACCGGUCCAACUGGUGACUGAUGCCGAGCAGGAGGACUUGCUCUAUACCAUCGACGUGGCCCCCGAUUGCGCCGGCACUCCCCACGCCAACGGCUACCGCAGCUGGUUCUUCUUCGGCCUCUCCGUCGCCGAGCCCAUCGAAAUGGCCAGCUUGGAGGCGAAGGUUCCGGUGGAAGUGCCGGUGGAGAGAGGUGAAGCUCUAGAGGAUGAAGGCGACUCCAAACACGUGACGUGUACGAGCACGUGCUUGGAGGAGGGAAGCCGGAUGAAGGCGGAUGCUGAAGGCUCGAAGUCUACUUCAAGUGAUAGUGCUGCUGGAAAUGAUGCCGAAGAGGAGGAGCCUGCGAAGCCGGAGAUGACCAAGACAGAGCUGCCCCAAGUGAACUGUGAAAUCUCCGUGGUCCUCACGAUCCGCAACUUGAACAAUCACCGGAAGCUCUUUCGUGACGGCUACCGCCCCUGGUGCAAAAUGCCUGGCAAGCCUUGGAGCCGUUUGCCGGACACGCCUCAAUUGGGCUUCGCCAUCGUGGAGGGGGAGGAGAUGGGCAUCCGGUGGAGACAUGAAGCGUCUCGCGGAUCGGGGACCGUUUACUACGCCUUUUGUGCUCCCUACAGCUAUUUGGACUGUCAAGGCCUCUUAGAGGACUUAGAGGACACAUUCAGCAGCUGUCCAUCCUUUUCUUGGCCCGAUGAGGGCCGAGGUGCUCUGAGAAACCUUUCCAAGUCCAUCAAUGAUGACUGGUGGCCGAAGGCAGGCACAGACCUGCUGUUCCGCCGGCAGCUUCUCAAUCGCUCCCUGCAGGGCCGCCGGGUGGACCUGUUGACGGUGAGCAAAGCGAGUGGACUCAAGGAGCUGGAGGUUUGGCCGCCAGACUUGCCCUGCGAGAGCCCUCAGGUGCCGAAGAUGGCCGAGCGGCCCAUCGUUUUUAUCUCUGCACGUGUUCAUCCAGGUGAAACACCUGGACAGUUCGUUUUCCUGGGCAUCCUGCGGUUUCUUCUUUCAGAUGACCCUCGCGCGCGGAGCCUGCGCGAGCGCUUCCAGUUCAAGUUGGUGCCGAUGCUGAACCCCGAUGGCGUGGCCUGUGGCCAUUAUCGGACGAACAGCCUGGGAUUGAAUCUCAAUCGACACUAUGACAAGCCAAGUCCACAUCAGCAUGAAGGCAUUUGGGCGGCGAAGCGGAUCUUAUCCUCCUGGUCCAAGCAGGGCCGCUUGCUCUUCUACCUGGAUUUGCAUGGGCAUGCUUCGAAGCGUGGUUGCUUCCUCUAUGCCAAUCGUAUGGCUGGACCGGGCCAGGGCUGGAAUUCGGGAUUUGCUCGCUUGUGCCAGAUGAACUCGCCUCACUUCGAGUUGGAGCAGUGUGAAUUCGGUGAUGAGGUGGACAAGGAGAUCGAAGGUCGUGAAGGUGAGGUCCUGCGGUCGGCCUCUUCGAAGCCGACCGGACUCGACUCGGGCAACCGUGGCAAGCGUGGCUCGGGUCGUGUGGCCAUUCAUCGAGACUGCCGGCUUUGCAACGCCUACACCUUGGAAUGCAACUACAACAAGGGAAGAGCUACGAGACCCAUUGUCCCUCCCAAAGGCUUGCUGGGUGCAGAUCCACCGGCAGCCGAGCUUUUCACUGAGGAGCCAGUUCCCUAUGCACAAGGUGUUUGGGCACAAGUGGGCGAAGCCUGCGUGGUGAGCAUUUUGGAUCUCUUCGGCCACAACUGCCACUCGCGUAUGCUCAACAGCCGUGGUUCCCUGCACAGCCUUCUUGGGUCCACGAUUCGACCUCGCACUGGCCGCAUGACGCAUGUGAAGGAUGUGCUGCCGCAAGGAGUUGGCCUCACCCCAGAAGACAUCGCUGCCCGCGAACGCCCCUGCUGGCGCAGCGCUUGCGGCUGGGCCACCGCCACGAGCUCCGCCCCUGCGGCGCCGCCGCGCGGUGCCAGCCGCGAGGCGGCUGCGCCCGUGCCGCGGGCGUGGUCGGCUCAGACGUCGGAGCUGCGGAUUUGCGGCGCACGCGCCGUGCCACGCGCCGACGUGGCGAAGGAGGAGGUGGCUCCGCGUCCCGGCAGCGUGCUGCGACGGCGGCGGACCUUGUCGAGUGACCCGCGAAAGGCGCAUAGAGGUGAGUCAGCCAAAGUGCGGCCACCGGAAGUGAAGCUGACUGCUUUAGCGCACUGAGCCAGA